Messenger RNA from Acanthopagrus latus (yellowfin seabream), 4538 nucleotides. It is a transcript of the gene nfil3-5, whose product is annotated as nuclear factor, interleukin 3 regulated, member 5. The transcript is spliced from 2 exons. The coding region runs from base 1061 to 2938 and encodes 625 amino acids. The record is from RefSeq and is a predicted model, not a curated record. Gene Ontology annotation, molecular function: DNA binding; DNA-binding transcription factor activity. Gene Ontology annotation, biological process: regulation of DNA-templated transcription; circadian rhythm. NCBI's taxonomy places the organism in Eukaryota, Metazoa, Chordata, Actinopteri, Spariformes, Sparidae. Gene Ontology annotation, cellular component: nucleus.
UAAACAACGUGAAGGAGAUGGCACUACACCGUGGAGCAGAGAUGGACGGGUGGAGAAGAGAGGAGAAAGAGACACAGUGACGGAGAGGGACAGAGAGACAGACAGAGAGACAGAGAGAGAGAGAGAGAGAGAGAGAGAGAGAGAGAGAGAGAGAGACUCGCGCGGAGGGAUAGAGGACAAAAACGUGACUAGGCAGCCUAAGAGCUGUUAUGCAACCGCUGACCUACUAACACAUAUUUCUAGAAAGGGAGCCGGAGAAACUGGAGCAAAGUGUCCGACACCGCACAACACAGAGGCAGCGCGAGCCAAGAGACAGAAACUGCAUCCACCCGACCCACUGACUCAACCACAGCUGAGCAGAGCACCGACACGACCGGCAGACGAAAACUUUUCGCCUUUUUGGGAGGUUUCUUCUCAAAAGACAAGGAAAGGAGGAAACGGGAGCGAGACAGCUUUUGUGUCGGGGAAGCCUGAAUCUUUUUUUUCCCCCUCCUCCAGGACAUGGAAAGUUAGUGGUCAGCAAACCGCACCACUGAAGCCGGAUCCUCAGGGAGCCCCGAAGUAGACGGACUGACCUACAUCUUCUGUGAGACACUGAGAGAAGCAGGGCAACGGCCUGACAGGCAUCAAAGCUCUGCUCAAGUUUGAGGAAGACUGCGAUAAACUCAAAAUCACCUUGAGGGAGACUCCAGAGACCGCUUUGAACUAUUUACCAAGAUAGCUGGAAGACUCUUCGCUCAAGAAACAAACUUGUUUCUUUUUUUAGGUUCUUUGUUCAGAACACUACUUCAAUGUCUGAGGUUUUUGUGGAGUUCCACCUCUUUUUAAUCUUCUUGGCUAAUAUGGACACUUGAAAAUUUUAUUCUUGAAAGUUAAGUAACAGAAAUCAAUGAGGCUGUCCCUUCGAGGAGCACAAAUACCUCAUCAAGAAGUUUUCGCUGAUCCUGCGACAUAGGUCAAUCUCCUUAGUAACGAAACAGAAAGCUCAUAUAGUUUUGCAUCUUUUCCCUCCCCCCCUUUGCCCUUUGCUAGAGUUACACUCUGGCCCAGCUGGGAAAAAAUGGAAAGUCUGAGUAUACACAUCCCAUCCACCAGCAACAAAAAUGCCAUGGAGAUAGAUACUUUUUCUAACUACAACGAAAGCCUCCCAUCCCCUACUCCUGAAGCUGGAGCGCGGGUCAGCCGUCAGCCCAAAGGUUCCAAGCCCAGUGCGGCAUGCCGUCGCAAGAGAGAGUUUAUUUCUGAUGAGAAGAAAGAUGCCUGCUAUUGGGAAAAACGGAGGAAGAACAAUGAAGCAGCCAAGCGAUCAAGGGAAAAGCGCCGCCUCAAUGACAUGGUGCUGGAGAACCGGGUCAUGGCGCUGAAUGACGAGAACGUUCGUCUUAAAACUGAGCUCCUUCAACUCAAGUUACGUUUUGGCCUCAUCAGCACAGCCUCCUACAUGGAGAAGAGUCAACAAAUCUCCAACAGCGCUGCUGCUACAAAUGCUGCAAUCAAUGGGAGCAGCUCCAAUGGCACCCCAAAUAGUAAUGCCUACCUCUCAAGCAGUGGCUACUCCAGUGCAUCUCAGGUGAUGCUGAAUUCUGACUCAUCUGAAACUGAACAGUCAAGCCGUGGCGAACGCCACAACAUGCUUCACGGUUACUCUCCCCGGGGCUCCGUCUCUGACAUGUCUGAUGGCUCCUCCAGAGACAGCCCUGAACCCAUGGGCUACAGCAUAAAGAAGGAGCCCUCAAGUAUGGAGGUGGCCAGGUUGGAAAGCAACGGGAUUUCCAAUGGGAUCGCUAACAGGAUGACCAAUGGACUGCCAAGUGGGGCCUACCAUGGCAACCACACUGCUCUGGUUUCAACUCACCAGCAGAACACCUCAUUGGCUGAAAGUGCCAUGGACUACCAGCAUCCCCAACAGCAGCAGCAAUGCCACAUGGAGGCCUCAAGUCCCGCUCCUCAGGCAACCUCCGCACAGAGGAGUGUUAUCUUGUACCGCUCCAGCAGCGGCUGUUAUCCCAUGGAGAACCAGAGGCCGGAGGACCAGCAGCCCCUGCAGUGCAGACCGCUGCAAGGCCAGAACAUCUCAACCCCCAAGUUCUCUGACUGCUCACUGACCAUCACAGAGGUCGCUGAGAAGCUAGAGAGGACGAAGACCAUGGACUCACCUCAGUAUGAAUACUCUAAUGGUCAUGUUGAUUUGGCAGAGGAGCUGCAGCAAAGGUACAAGUCCAAUACCCAACAACAGCAUGAGAACCAUCAUGAGAACUACAGCUACCAGGGUCAGGAAAGCAGUAUUCAGCAUGCAGAAAGCCACCAGAACCCCUUUGCCCCUGAUCUGAUCAAUAACACUGAGGAGGGCAAGUCGUCCCUCACACAGCACAACAGCUACCUCAACACACUGGACGAAGAGCCCCCAGUGCUCACCUACGAGGGAGGCCCGCGGGCUGAUGGUUUUUACCAGGAGAACUCUUCCAAUAAGGACACCUCAUCCAGUGAUGGGGACCCUCGUAGCUCUGACAAGGAGGCCUCCACAGAUGAUGAGUCUCCCUCCUCGUCCUCCUCAGAUAUCAGCAGCUACCACCAGAAGUCUGAGGGACCUGCUGGCUCACAUAGUGAAUUCCAAACUGAGGUCAAAGCCACUGCCCUACCCCACAAGCUGCGCCUCAAGUACAGAGCUUUGUCCAAUGGGGCGGCAGGAGUGCAGCUGGAGAGACCAGUUAACUCCUCCGUGUCCCCCUCUCCUAAUUUGCCUCAACACCCUUACUUAGCUCUACCCAGCAACCCUCACAGUGCCCAGACCAAUGGCGAGAGCAAAGACAUGGAAAAUGAAACUGAGUAUGCAGAAGAGGUCAAGUCUCUUGUUAAUGAGCGGGCAGAGGCUAAAAAGGAGGGAGGAAAGAGGGGAUCCAGCAGCAGUAAAGGUGGGCGCAAUAAGAGGCGAGAUUAAGGACAUUUUGGGGCAGCGCAAGCGCUUUCCUGUCACCUCUUUGUCAUCUACAACAGACAGACAAUUAUGAUUCACAUCGCCACCUUACAAGACAGAGAAGUAGCCAGUGAUCUGUGUGAACUGUUUUUAGGAUGUGAUUUCACCAUAAAGUUCACUGUGUCACCUGUUCCCCAUCCCUUUACUCUCUUUACUCCUACCUCCCACCUGUCCCUCUAAUGAAAAUAAUAGAUCACUUACGAGGGAGGGGACAGAAUGAAACUCUCCAGAUAUUUCCUGGGAUAUUUCCUUCGUGGAAAAUUCAAACAUUAUUCAAUUAUUCAUUUUGUACCAACUGCCUUGGUGGCUGGCCAGCGUCUAUUGUGGCAUUAUGGGAACAUUCCUUUUACCAAAGAAUACACAUCCUUCCCUUAGUGUCUCCCUUUUUGGCAGAGUUACAUUCUUCCUCCCUCAGAACACAUCUGUACCUUUCAUCCUCUUAACAUCUGCACACAACCCUCUUCACUUCUGAAGCACUUAGAUUGUAUAUUACUGUGACAUAAAUUUGCAUAUAUGGAGUAUAUAUUUUACAAAGAAAAAUUUGGCAAAAACAACAAAAAAUAAAGCAGUGGGAAACAGAAGUCGUAGACUUCAACAUAAUGAGUUUGUUCCUGUUGAGACACCUUGUACAGUCCUUUUUUGUCUAGAAAAUGCCUCAAAGAAGUUUUUUUUAUGAACUAAAACUAUGAGCCGCAACGUUUUAGCAACAAAGGUACCCUUUUUUCGAAUCAGAUCAGGGGCCUCAUUCAGGUGAUCUGAGCUCUUUUGACACUUAAAGCUGUCAAAACAGUCUAGGCCAGUUAUACGCAUAUCAGUCAAGGCUAUGCAGUCACACAUUGCUGUUGGCAAAACCUGACAGCACAAGGCAAACCUUGUUUGCCAGCCGUUCAACAGAAGUCAAUAAUCUUCAUUUCCAGACACAAACUGUCUGUCUAAUAAAUGAAAUUGCUCUCCAACCAGCAAAGCUGCUCUCUCUUCAUAAGGUGCCUCUUUAUUGUGUUGUCCCUCGUCCCUACUUUGGCCAAUGUCUUAACAAUCCCACUCACCUCAGCACUGAGUUGUUUUUGCUAGAUCAUAUAGUCUGUACAAGUUUAACUGUUUCACUUCCUGGUGCCUGCCUCUGGCCACUAUGUAUAAAUGUAAAGUUGUCGCUCUCUCUCUUGUAUACUGCUGUCAUAUUUUAUUAUUAUUUUAUUAAUAUUGUUAUUUUCUAUUAUAUUCGGUUAUAAUUUUGGUUAUUAUUAUUAUUAUGUGUAUUUUUCUGUCAUCCUGUUGUGUCAUUUUGCUCUAUGCUCUUCCUAGUUGUGCUGUGUAUUUACCCAUGCUGCCCUUUGCCCCAGUUUCCAUUUGUACUCUGUGUUAUCGUAUAACCUUUGUUGUUUGACGAAAGACUUUCCCAAAAAAUGAAAAAAAAAAAAAAAAUGGAAUAAGGCUUGUCCAGAAGUGAUUAUGUAUCGCUAUACUUCAUGUGGAUAUGCAAAAUGGUUACAAAACACUCUUCUUUUUUUUUUUUUGAUUGUGAAAGAUUCAAAAUGGGGAAAAAAAUAAACGGUUGUUGAAUUCA